Molecule: messenger RNA, 765 nt
Organism: Fusarium vanettenii 77-13-4
Lineage: Eukaryota; Fungi; Ascomycota; Sordariomycetes; Hypocreales; Nectriaceae
Exons: 1
Coding region: 1-765 (254 amino acids)
Biological process (GO): methylation
Cellular component (GO): eRF1 methyltransferase complex
Molecular function (GO): S-adenosylmethionine-dependent methyltransferase activity; nucleic acid binding; protein methyltransferase activity
Source: RefSeq, a predicted model, not a curated record
AUGUUACCGACCCCAGACACUUCUCAUGUUCCUUACGAGCGGGUCUAUGAACCCGCAGAGGAUUCCUACCUCCUCCUAGAUACGCUUUCAUCCGCCACAGAGACUGCAUUUCUCAACCAAGCCUUUCCGGAUGCUGCCCCCCUUGUGGUGGAGGUCGGCACAGGCUCAGGAGUCGUCCUCGCCUUUGUCAACGCCCAUGCGCAGACUCUCUUUGGCACACGCAACAUCCUCACCGCGGGCGUCGACAUGAACGCCUUUGCGUGCCGAGCUACUGUCGGCACCGUUGGCAAAGCCGAGUCUGACAAUGUCGACACCCACGGCUUGUACCUGGGCUCGUGCAUGGGUGACCUUGUCACUCCUUUGCGUGAGGGUUCUGUCGACGUCCUCAUCUUUAACCCGCCGUAUGUGCCUACACCUGAGAUGCCUGCUCGGCCCGAGUCGUUUGUCGCGGAUGAUCUGGCUGUGAGCGCGAAACCCUCCUUCGAUGACGACUCAUACCUCUUGGCCUUGUCGUACGCUGGUGGGCUGGACGGCAUGGAGACGACCGACAGGCUUAUUGAAGGGCUACCGCAAGUCCUCUCCCGUCGCGGAUGUGCUUACAUCCUCCUCUGUGCCCAGAACAAGCCUGAAGAGGUCAAGCAGCGCAUCCAAAGAUUCGGACCCGAGUGGCGGACUCUUACCGUGGGCACCAGCGGCAAGCAAGCUGGCUGGGAAAAGCUGCAGAUCGUGCGGAUAUGGCGAGACUAUGCGAACCCAGCGGAGUAA